GCUGGGCAUAAAGUUGAACGAAGCGGUCCGCUUAUAGUAUCAGUCGGAGAGCGAUAAAGGUCCAACGGAUGUCCGAUACCGAUGAAGAUUCCAGUCAUUAAUUAUUCAAAGCACCCCUACAUCAGCCAUGUCUACCACGAAGGCAGAGCAAUCUCUCGUCGUCCUUGGAGCAGGCGUCCUUGGGCUAACGAUUGCAUACCUCGCUGCCUUUGCCGAGGAUGUCUCAUUUAAUAUCAAAGUCAUCGCUAGAGAACUGCCCGGCGAAGACAUGGAUUCUCAAGCUUGGGCUAGCCCAUACGCCGGUGCUAAUUGGUCCCCCAUGGAACUCGGAGGCAGGGAUGAACGAAUCAGGAUGUGGGAGCAGAAAACUUUUGAUAAGUUAUGGGACAUGAUCCCAACCGGGUUGGUUAAGCUAUUACCCACGAGGCUUUAUACUGCACAAGAGGGAAACAUAUCAGACUUGUGGUGGAAAGACCUCGUGCGAAAUAUUAGGAUGCUUUCCCCCUCUGACGUCCCUGAGUCGUUCAAAGCUGGAGUCGCAUUCGACACUUUUUCAGUCAAUCCAGCUGAAUAUCUUCCGUGGCUCCGAUCCGAGUUAAUCUCCCGCGGAGUUACCUUUGAACGCAGAAAUGUGAGGAGUCUGGACGAGUUGAGGAGCCUGGUGGGGCCUGAUGGUAUUCUGGUGAACGCGUCUUCGCUUGGUUCUAGAUCCAUUAUCGGAGUGGAAGACACAAAAUUGUACCCCAUUCGCGGACAAACGAUCCUAGUACAUGCGCCAGGUCUGCAGGAGUGUUUGAUCGCUAAUAGAGAGACCGAGGAAGCUACAUACAUCAUUCCCCGCCCUGGAAAAGGUCAACCUGACACUGCGAUUCUCGGUGGGACAUUCCAGCCCAGGAAUUGGGACACCUCUUUGGAUAUGCAGAUCGCGAGAGGAAUAUUUGAUCGCUGCGCGGCAUUGGCUCCUUGUUUGAAGAGUGCCGAGUUCAGAAUCCUGAAACAUAACGUUGGUUUAAGGCCUGGAAGAGAAGAAGGACCGCGGGUCGAGCUAGAGCGAAUCGUGCUGCCCUUGGAGCGCACGCAUGGCCUUGUUCCGUGGAACGAGAGUCCCGCAAAUGACCGUGACCAUGAAGAAUCCAUGCUUGUUGUACAUGCUUAUGGUUUUGGACCGGCAGGUUACCAGAGAUCUUGGGGUGCGGCAGAAGAGGUACUGGAGUUGAUCAAGGUCCAAGUUGCUUUGAAACGAACUUGAGACGAUACCUAAAUUACCACUGCCUUGAUAGCGGGUCUUGUAGUACCAAAUUUUCGCGCCCC
Molecule: messenger RNA, 1311 nt
Organism: Suillus clintonianus
Lineage: Eukaryota; Fungi; Basidiomycota; Agaricomycetes; Boletales; Suillaceae
Exons: 9
Coding region: 128-1249 (373 amino acids)
Molecular function (GO): D-amino-acid oxidase activity; FAD binding
Source: RefSeq, a predicted model, not a curated record